Messenger RNA from Candidula unifasciata, 1341 nucleotides. NCBI's taxonomy places the organism in Eukaryota, Metazoa, Mollusca, Gastropoda, Stylommatophora, Geomitridae. The record is from the annotation of a GenBank genome assembly.
AAAACAAACGAGAUGUCUGUGCCCAAGUUUGUCAUCAGACUUUUGUCGCAGGCAUUUGUGAGUGUUAAAAAUGUUCACAAAACAGUCAUAUCCCAGCGCUGUAUCCACACAACGAAUGUGCAUCCAAGAGCUGCUUCUACCAAUGUCUCACAUGUACACGCGGAGGGUACAACUGGCCACCAGCUGCCUUCAGAUUUAUUAUCACCAGAAGAGCAGAUGAUGAAAGAUUCUGUGGCUCGUUUGGCUGCAGAGAAGAUACAGCCAUUUGUAGCGGAGAUGGAUCGGACUAGUCAGAUGAAACCAGAAGUCAUUCAAGCUCUUCACGACAAUGGGCUUUUGGGAAUUGAAAUACCUGCUGAAUAUGGCGGCACAAACUCAACCUUUUUUGUGGCCACAAUUGCCAUAGAAGAGUUAGCAAAAGUGGAUCCAUCCGUCAGUGUACUGUGUGAUGUGCAGAACACACUGGUCAACAUGCUGAUUGUCAGACUUGGCACAGAGGAGCAGAAACGGAAAUACCUCCCUAGACUUGCUACAGAUAUGAUAGGAAGCUUUUGCCUCUCUGAGGCAGAGUCUGGAUCAGACGCCUUCUCGUUGCGGACAUCAGCAGUUCUGGAUAAAGGCUAUUACAUUCUGAAUGGAACAAAAGUGUGGAUCACCAAUGCAGAACAUGCCGGCGUUUUUCUAGUGAUGGCAAACGCCAGACCUACAGCUGGCUACAAGGGAAUCACAUGUUUUAUUGUUGACAGAGAGACCGAAGGAGUCAAUGUUGGGAGGAAAGAGGACAAACUUGGUAUCAGAGCUUCCAGUACCUGCUCUGUCACUUUUGACAAUGUCAAGAUUCCAGAGAGCAACAUCCUCGGGGAAUUUGGGAAAGGCUACAAGUACGCCAUUGAGAUGUUGAACAGUGGCCGCAUUGGGAUAGCAGCCCAGAUGUUAGGGCUUGCUCAAGGAUGUUUCAAUCAUGCUGUUGAUUACACCCGUGAAAGGAAACAGUUUGGGAGAAGAAUCUAUGACUUCCAGGGCAUGCAGCAUCAGAUUGCCCAUGUGGCAACUCAAAUCCACAUUGGGCGGGUCAUGAUGUGCAAUGCUGCCAGGAUGCACCAGCUAGGUCUGCCAGUGGUCAAGGAAGCCGCCAUGGUGAAAUACUUUGCUUCUGAGGUAGCCACCCUGACCACAUCAAAGAGCAUUGAAUGGAUGGGCGGUGUAGGUUUCACAAGAGAUUACCCAGUAGAGAAGUACUUCCGCGACUGUAAAAUUGGUACUAUAUACGAAGGGACCAGCAACAUUCAGCUGAACACCAUUGCCAAAUGUCUGGAACAGGACAAACUGGCAGGUUGCUAA